Molecule: messenger RNA, 1962 nt
Organism: Carya illinoinensis
Lineage: Eukaryota; Viridiplantae; Streptophyta; Magnoliopsida; Fagales; Juglandaceae
Exons: 2
Coding region: 1173-1676 (167 amino acids)
Source: RefSeq, a predicted model, not a curated record
AUUUGUUAUGUAUAAAUGUACAGGAUAGAAGUUAAAAUUCUCAUUAAAAACAUAGUAAGAUCGAGCAAACAACAAGAUGGUUGUCCUUAAUCGGAGAGGCUAGACAUUAUCAAUGUUGAAUAUAGGGUGCCCAUGUGAUUUUGCGUCACAUUAUUAGUACAGACUUUGACUGGUCCGGACCAUUAACAGGUAAGCAUGAACUUGAAUCUGCAGCUUAAACCUUUAAAUUACAGCAAGUUUCUGUUUUAUAUCAUGGCUGUGUUCUAGAUGUAGUCCGGACAAUACGAUACUCAUCUGUUAAAGUCUUUUCCAUCAAAUGUUAGACGAAUACGGAGUCUUCUGCAUAAUUAGAUCAAAAAUUCGUUAUGAAUCAAUGGGACUGUUCGGAUUGUUUGGAUAUGAGCUUAGCUGUGGUCAAGGAGGAGGAUUGCAGGGUCUACAGCAGGAAAAUGUAAUAUUUGGACCAUAGAAGUCGUUAUUUUUUUGGUAGUGCUUGACUAUUACUUUUGACAAACAAUAGGAGGCAAUGAAUAUAUUUGAAAGUAGCCAUGAUAUUGGAGGUAGGGCUAACAAAAAGCACAAACUGGUGGACAUUUUUCUGACCCGAUACCUUUUAGUAAACUUUAUUCCCCGUUUUCUCUGUCACAAGAUUGCAUGCCUAGGUCAAGAUAUCUGCUAUAUAUCUGUUAUCAACCAACCCUCAACCACCAUCCGGGUAGGCCCUAAUUAAUUGUGAACCUGGUGACACCGACUGGGAAGUGGAUGGUGCGGUCCAAUUUAUAAGCACUUAAAUGCUUGGGAGCAAUGCUUCUGGGUAGGAAAAGUGGUUUGCUUUGAAACUUGCACAGGAGUAUAUCAAAAGUGUAAUCCUAAUGAUGAAAGUUGAAGCAACAUUAUAUGGUGCCUCAUCAUUAUGAACAUUUGAAUUGCGGAGUGGUUACUAUUGGUUACUGAUAUUGCUUUUUCCUUCCCAAAGAAACAGCAGAAAAGUCAUUCCCAGGCAUUUUCUUUAUAAAUUCUUGGCAGCACAUGUUACCAUUCUCACUGUCUCCCUGUGUCCAAUUUUGGAGGUUCGAGGACCCUACCAAUAUCUUAGAGCAGAGGGCUAGCAAGAUUCCAAAGUUUCUAUGACCUUAUAUAUAUAGAAUGCAAUCAACGAAUGUAACACAGAAAUGCAUGUUGCUCCAAAGCUGAAGCUAGCCAGAAACCUCAAGGCCCUCGGAGGAAAAAUGCCAGGAUUCUGUAUUUUUCCACUCGGCGGGUGCUUCGAUGGAUGCCGCGACCACACUCAAGGCUCAGGAUUUGGCACAAGGAUCUGGAAUCUAAGUGACAGACCAGUGGAGUUGCAGAUAAGGGUGGGAUCAAUAUUGAAAAAGGUUCAUACUUUAAAGCCAGGGUCUUCAAAGAGACUGAACUGCAAGAGCAUAUACAAGGCUCAUAUGCCUUGUAAGAGUGGCAAUGGAGAUGGAGGAAUGAAGAGUUUGCUGUAUUACUAUGAUGAGACAUGCCACCCAUAUGUUUGGGUUCAUGACAGUGGGGGUGAUUCCUUGAGAAUGGUCAAGCAACAGUACCUUAGUCUUGAUGACCUGAGGAACUACUCUGAGAUCAGAAUCUUUAGGGACCAUCAGAGAGGCUGCAUAUCAGUUCGCAAGAAACCUAGGCCUGAUUUUUGCUAAAUAUUCUACAUUCAACUGAUCUUAGUUUGAAUAUUUGUGUUGGUAUUGACAGCAAAGUUUGUUUUCGUUGUAUUCUCUCUCUCUCUCUCUCUCUCUCUCUCUCUCUCUCUCUCUCUCUCUUGUUUGUAUCUUCUUUGGCUUGCUUGUUUUAUGAAAUAUGAAUGUAUUUGAGGAACUGAGAUGCUACAGUCAUACCAUAGCAUGUACCAAAGUACGUAGUUCUCUGAAUUAAUGAAAUAUUAGUGUAGCUGUUGGAUCUGGUUUUCUUACCAGUUUAAUCUCGAAA